AUGAAGUUUUACGAUAUCUCAGAUAAUCUGUUGACUGGAGUUAUUCCCAGGCAAAUUUGCAAUGCAAAGUCUCUAAUUUCCCUUGAUUUGUCUGGCAACAACAUGACCGGACAGAUACCAGAUUGCGUGGGUCAGCUUGGUGAAUCUCUACAGCUUCUGAACCUGCGAGGUCAUUUACCAUCAAGGUACUUUCAAAAUUGGCAUGCAAUGAGAGAUUCAGAAGAAGAACAAUCAGGUUCAUACAAUACUCUGAUUACUUUCUACUUUAAGGUGGGAACAGAUUUAGUAAUUUCUGAACAGAAUUUCGAGUACUCGAUCACCAUAACAAACAAAGGCAACGAAAUUCUUUACCCAAAGGUUCUUAAAGUCUUUAGGGUCAUUGAUUUAUCAAGUAAUAGCUUCACGGGCAGGAUACCAGAUGUCGUUGGGGAUCUCAAGGGGCUUCAAGCACUCAACUUGUCCAACAAUAAUCUUGAAGGUAGAAUUCCACCCUCUCUAGCCAACAUAACAGACCUUGAAUCACUAGAUCUUUCUCUUAACAAACUCUCUGGUGCAAUUCCUCCAGCACUAUCACAAUUGACAUCACUAGAGGUGUUCAACAUUUCCAAUAAUGAACAUCUCAUGGGCCCAGUACCACAAGGAAACCAAUUCAAUACCUUUGAUGAUACCUCAUUCCAAGGGAACCCCGGGUUGUGUGGAAAUUUAUUAUCCAAGAAGUGUGUAAAUGAAGAUGUGCCACUGCCACCGCCAACAGUGAAUAUUGAAGAGAGCAAUGACGAUUCUGAGUUAAUUGAUUGGGUCAUCAGAUCACUGGGUUGUAUCAGUGGGACCAUAGUUGGCUUUGUAGUUGGGAAAAUCUACAUCACUGACAAGUACCAUGAAUGGUUUAUGGACACCUUCGGAAGGAGGAGGCCAACUAGGAGAGUUAGGAGAGCAUAA
Messenger RNA from Chenopodium quinoa (quinoa), 939 nucleotides. RefSeq names its product receptor like protein 30-like. NCBI's taxonomy places the organism in Eukaryota, Viridiplantae, Streptophyta, Magnoliopsida, Caryophyllales, Amaranthaceae. The coding region runs from base 1 to 939 and encodes 312 amino acids. The transcript has 2 exons. The record is from RefSeq and is a predicted model, not a curated record. Gene Ontology annotation, molecular function: protein binding.